Molecule: messenger RNA, 840 nt
Organism: Cynara cardunculus var. scolymus (artichoke)
Lineage: Eukaryota; Viridiplantae; Streptophyta; Magnoliopsida; Asterales; Asteraceae
Product: heat shock factor protein HSF24-like
Exons: 4
Coding region: 1-780 (259 amino acids)
Biological process (GO): regulation of transcription by RNA polymerase II
Cellular component (GO): nucleus
Molecular function (GO): RNA polymerase II cis-regulatory region sequence-specific DNA binding; DNA-binding transcription factor activity
Source: RefSeq, a predicted model, not a curated record
AUGAUGAUCGUUGAAACUGAAUACAGAGAUAGUGCACUUCGUAAGGUAACGAAGUUGAGAGAGAAGUUCGCAAGAGUAGAGGAGGAAACGGAGACCGAACGGAAGAGUAGAACAUAUUUGGAGGCCAGACAAGCUGUUGCAUUAGCCGAACAGGCCACCUUAUCGGCGCAUUUUUCUGCGUUUAUGUGGCAGUCAGGAUACCCGGAGAGUAGAUUCCCAGCACCAGCACCCGCACCCUUUUUGUUAAAGACUUAUGAUUUGGUGGAGGAGGGAGAAGAGAAUAGGAGGAGGGUGGUGUCAUGGAAUGAGGUGGGGAACGGUUUCGUGGUGUGGUCUCCGUCGGAGCAGAUGUUACCGCGCUACUUCAAGCACAAUAAUUUCUCCAGCUUCAUUCGUCAACUCAACACCUAUCACCUAUGUAUAUUUUAUAAUUUACAGGGGUUCAAGAAAACAAGUUCAAAAAGAUGGGAAUUUAAACAUGAAAAGAUUCAAAAGGGACAUAAACACCUGUUGAUGGAAAUCAUCAGAAAGAAGUGCGAAGCCAGUGGAUUUCCAGCAUGCUUAAAACCUGAAACACCAUCAUCAGCCUCAUCCAUUGAAGAUCAAGAAAGUAUGCUUUUACUCAUGGAAGAAAACAAGAACUUGAAAAGAGAGACAAUGGAACUGCAAAUGGAGAUACAACAUAUGAAAUCAUUGGAAAUCAAGCUCACGGAUUGUGUUUCUCAGUAUAUGGGGAGCACCACAAAUCAUCAAUAUCAAUAUCUAACACAAAGAUGGUGAUAAAAUUAGGAGGUUGUGUUGAUUGCAAGACUUAUUUUUUUCUUUCGUUAAGUAUGUUAA